UAACAAACUGGGAUGGAGUUGUUAGCCUCUCAAUAAAUAACUUCAGUGUUAUUACCUGAUUGAUUUAAAAUUUAUCUAGUUCUUGUGUAGUGCAAUGUUAUUUGUUCUACCUUAUUUAUAAUUUUGGUUAUUUUCAAUCGCCGUAGAUCCAAUAAAACUUUUUCACUAUGAGUUUCUUUGGAUUUGGCCAGAGUGCUGAGAUCAACAUUGUGCUAGAUGGUGCAGACACAAGAAAACAGGCUGAUAUCAAGACUGAAGAUGGAAAGAAGGAAAGGCACUUGCUGUAUUAUGAUGGCGAGAGUGUAUCUGGAAAGGUUAAUAUCUCUCUAAAGAAGCCAGGAAGCAAAUUAGAACAUCAAGGAAUCAAAAUUGAAUUUAUCGGACAAAUAGAGCUCUACUACGACAGAGGCAACCACCAUGAGUUUACGUCGUUGGUUAAAGAGCUUGCCCGGCCAGGAGAGCUUUUCCAAAACACUACAUAUAACUUUGAGUUUCUGAAUGUAGAAAAACCGUUUGAGUCUUACACAGGUUCCAAUGUCCGAUUAAGAUACUUGUUGAGGGUGACAGUUGUAAGACGGAUUUCCGAUAUUGUAAAAGAACUGGAUUUGGUUGUUCAUACUCUGUCAUCGUAUCCCGAUAUGAACAACAGCAUCAAAAUGGAAGUAGGAAUUGAAGACUGUUUACACAUUGAAUUCGAGUACAACAAGUGCAAAUAUCACUUGAAAGAUGUUAUAGUAGGUAAAAUUUAUUUCCUACUGGUUCGAAUCAAGAUCAAGCACAUGGAAAUCGCCAUAAUUAAGAGAGAAACUACAGGGUCAGGGCCACACACCUUCACAGAAAACGAGACCAUCGCCAAGUACGAGAUCAUGGACGGUGCGCCAGUUCGAGGGGAGAGCAUCCCUAUCCGAGUGUUCCUAGCUGGCUACGACCUCACCCCCACCAUGAGGGACAUCAACAAGAAGUUCUCCGUCAAAUACUUCCUCAACCUGGUGCUAAUGGAUGAAGAGGACCGUCGUUACUUCAAACAACAGGAAAUAACCCUGUGGCGGAAAGGUGAGAAGGCGUACAAAGCGGGGCAUGGCCCGUCGCCCCACGUCCCUUCACACCUGGUGUCGGGGGAGGGUGGACCUCGCGCCUCGGAGCCCAUUGUGCAGCACCCACCAUCGUCUGCGCCAGUGGAAGACAUGAAGAGGGAAGAUGAGACUCCUCCGCCCUCGCAAGAGGAAUAGCCCCCAGCUUCCCGCGCCGCCCCCCUCUAGUCAGGAACCCCUGAGAGUCUGCCUGUAUGUGUCUAAUGUAAGGACAAAGUAUUAAGUCCUGAUUUUUGUUUUACACAAGUGUUCAAGUUUACACCUUUCAAACCUAUUGUUGGUUCUUUCCUUGAACAAAGAGUAUGGUAUCAAUAAUUGAUUAAGUUGUGAAAUUGGUGAAGAUUUAAACCUGAAUGAUAAUUUUUGUUUUCCAUUUUAAAACAUUUACCCUUUAAAAUGCAGUUUAAAAGAAAUUAUACCUUUUUAAACUGUUAACAGGUUCUAAGUUAAUUUUAUAGUUACUCUAAUUUGAAUUUUUAUAAAAUUAAAUUUUACUAUACAGCUGUAAAAUAGACCUAUAAACUAUAAAAAAUAUAAACUGUAAAAUACAACAAUAUGAAGCAAUAGGUACUCCUCUAUUAAGUGACCAGUGGCAUUGUGACUAAGAAAUAAUAAUACAUUAAACCAAUCAGAAAAUUCAGUCAAAUUUAGGUAGAAAAUAUCUUUCAAGUACCUUGCCUGUAUGCUGUGAGGGUGGCUGGGGGACUAGAGUCCCCACACACCAACCUCAACCACGGCUUAUUGAGCCUGUAUGCUAUGAUGUACAGGCAUAUGACACGGAAAGUCGAUUAACCAACUUCGGGUGGUAAAGACUUAUUAUAACAAUACCAAAAUCCUAAUUAAGGAAAACAUGUAUUUAAAUUUAGCGUAUGACGUCGCAGGCUGGCCAUAUAGAUUGUGAGAGACAAGAGCAACUGACUGUGAUGAAGGCGGACUCAGUGUAACGCACACACAUGCGGGGGGUCGUAGUGUAAGUGUAUUGUUAAUAUUGAUAUCACUGUAAUAUUUUGUUGUUAAGGUAUAACUCACUGUCGAAAAAGCCUUGUUUAUAAGAGUAUAUUACAAUAAUAGUCUGUUAAAUUAUUUUAUUGUAUUUUAGAUUUGAGAAAUAUUAUGUGUAUAUUCGAGUUGAUGUUCUAAACAUGUUGAUCAGUGAAAUAUUUAUUUACUAAAGGUGUCAAAAGAUACCUGUUUUGAUUUCAGCUAUAUACAUACAUUGUAUUUUAUACUAAGAAUAAAAUUAUGUUUCGCCGUGUUGUACCAUAUGUAUAUGUUUGCUCAUAUAUCUUAGUUAUAACCAUAAGACUAAGAGAAUGCCAUAGUUUGGAACAGGAGCUGUUAAAAUAAUGUCAUAAAUGUGUAUUAAUACUAUUACCAAUCAUUUAAAUCAAUAUUUGUACGUAGCUAAAAUACAGAUUACACUAUUUCAUAUUUUAGAGAAUCUCAUAUCAAGUUUAAAUAUUGAUUAAACUCAAGCAGGCCUAACCAUAUAAGAUUAUUUUUCUAUACAUUUUUUAAAGAAAAUAAAACAGUUUAGUUCUCUUCUCAAUCCAAAAAUGUGUUUUUAGAACAUUUUUUUUACAUUUUCUGUUUUAAUCAAAAAACACUAUUACCCAAUUACAUCGCAUUUCAUUUUACUUCACCUAUUGUACAUUUAUUUUAAAUGUUAUUCAUAUUUAGUUGCUAAUGCAUCUUAUUUUACGUCAAUGUUAGAUCAAUAUAUGCAUUCCUUGUUAAAGAUGAUGUAUUAUAGUUAGAUAUUACAUAUUUAUUGUACAUUGAAAGUUUUAUGUAAGUUUCAAGGUUUUUUGUCACAAUUCAGAAGACACCAUCAACCAGUUAAGGUUUAAGGUCAGUGUAUAAUAUUGUACAUACUGUAUUGUAUUCAACUUUAAUCUACUGAUCUGUCUCAUUGUAGAUUCAAAAUUACCGUGUAUUGAUGACAGAUUAUAUUUCUUUGUAACA
This is a messenger RNA of Macrosteles quadrilineatus (aster leafhopper), 3056 nucleotides long. RefSeq names its product vacuolar protein sorting-associated protein 26B-like. The record is from RefSeq and is a predicted model, not a curated record. Gene Ontology annotation, cellular component: retromer complex; endosome. The transcript is spliced from 7 exons. NCBI's taxonomy places the organism in Eukaryota, Metazoa, Arthropoda, Insecta, Hemiptera, Cicadellidae. Bases 168 to 1229 code for a protein of 353 amino acids. Gene Ontology annotation, biological process: retrograde transport, endosome to Golgi; intracellular protein transport.